AUGCACUGGUCCACGCUCGCCUCGGGUCUGCUGUCAGUCGCAGCUCUGGUGGAGGGUCGGAGGAGCUUGCAGCACGUGGGGAGGAAGGCCUCGAUACCGACUCCGGCCGGCGAUAACUACGUGUCGCAAUACCUGGCAAGCAGGCAAACGGUAGAGCACAAGUUCCUGAACGACAAUACCACCAAAUAUGCCGUCAAUGGCACAGGCAUCCCUGACGUCGACUUUGACGUUGGCGAGUCGUAUGCUGGGCUUCUCUCCAUCACUGACGACCCGGACGCGGCCGAGAAGCUCUACUUCUGGUUCUUCCCCUCGGAGAAUGAGAAGGCUGACAAGGAGAUCCUGCUUUGGCUCAACGGCGGUCCAGGCUGUUCCUCACUGGAGGGUCUGAUUCAGGAGAAUGGACCGUUCCUGUGGCAGUAUGGUACAUUCAAGCCGGUGCCCAACCCGUGGAGUUGGCACCGCCUCACCAACAUUGUCUACAUCGAACAGCCUAUCGGCACUGGCUUCUCGCAGGGCAACGUCACAGCGACCAACGAAGAAGAUGUUGCCAAGCAGUUCAUGGGCUUCUGGAAGAAUUUCAUCGAUCUGUUCUCCAUGCAGGGCUACAAGGUCUACAUCGCUGGCGAGUCCUACGCAGGCAUGUACUGCCCGUACAUUGGCUCUGCCAUGCUUGACGCCGAGGACACAACCUACUUCAACGUGUCGGGUCUGAUGAUCUAUGACCCCGUGCUGAUGGAUGGCAAUGUCCAGACCAGCUACGUCACUGUCCCCUUCGUGGAUUACCACACCAACCUGCUGCCAUUCAACGAUUCGUUCAGCGCCCAGAUUCACGAGAAGCACCAAUCCUGUGGCUUCGAGGACUUCACCGCAACGUAUCUGCAGUAUCCUCCUCCAGGACCCCAGCCUCCUUCCAACGUCUCCGAUGAGUGUGCAAACCUCUGGUACGAUGUCUACGGCGCGGCCUUCUCGGUGAACCCCUGCUUCGACGUCUACCAGGUCGCAACCACCUGUCCCCUGCUGUGGGACAUUCUCGGAUUCCCCGGCUCUCUGUUCUACGUCCCCGAGGGAGCCGACAUCUACUUCAACCGCACCGACGUCCAGCAGGCCAUCAAUGCGCCAGUGGGUACUUGGGAGGAGUGUGCCUCCAAUAAUGUCUUUGUCGACGGCCAGGACACCUCGGACCCCAGCGGCUACAAGGUGCUGCCCAAUGUCAUCGACAAGACCCAGAACGUCAUCAUCGGCCACGGCAUCCUCGACAUGAUCCUGCUGGCCAACGGCACCCUGCUCUCCAUCCAGAACAUGACCUUUGGCGGCAAGCUAGGCUUCGAGAAGACGCCCAUCGAGCCCUUCUACGUGCCCUACCAUGCCCUCAGCACCGCCGACACCAUUGGCGAGGAGUCGGACCCGCAGCGCCUGGCUACGAUGGCGGCGGCUGGCGUUAUGGGUGUCGCGCACACCGAGCGCGGUCUGACCUAUGUCUCGGUAGACAUCAGUGGACACAUGGUGCCGCAAUACGCGCCCAGCGCCGCUUUCCGGCAGCUCGAGUUCCUGCUGGGGCGCGUCAGCAGCCUGAGCGACACGACCCCUUUCGAGACGGAACCCGAGGCCCCCCAGUCCACGGAGCCUCUGGGUAACGGCACGGGCCCGGCGACGUUCUAUUGA
Neoarthrinium moseri is the source of this 1662-nucleotide messenger RNA. RefSeq lists its product as uncharacterized. Lineage: Eukaryota; Fungi; Ascomycota; Sordariomycetes; Amphisphaeriales; Apiosporaceae. The record is from RefSeq and is a predicted model, not a curated record. Gene Ontology annotation, molecular function: serine-type carboxypeptidase activity. Gene Ontology annotation, biological process: proteolysis. The coding region runs from base 1 to 1662 and encodes 553 amino acids. The transcript has 3 exons.